Molecule: messenger RNA, 1378 nt
Organism: Sphaeroforma arctica JP610
Lineage: Eukaryota; Ichthyosporea; Ichthyophonida
Product: acetyl-CoA C-acetyltransferase
Exons: 6
Coding region: 63-1259 (398 amino acids)
Biological process (GO): phenylacetate catabolic process; fatty acid beta-oxidation
Molecular function (GO): acetyl-CoA C-acyltransferase activity
Source: RefSeq, a predicted model, not a curated record
UACGCAAUUACUUGUCAUACUUCCACAUUGCAGCAUACAGUCACUUUGUGUUAUAUUCCAAGAUGUCCCGCACAGCCGUUAUCGUUUCCACAGCACGUACACCGUUGGCGAAAGCUUUCCGUGGUGCGUUCAACAAUACACACGGUGCUGCCCUGCAGGGACACUGCAUCAAGCACGCGGUUGAGAGAGCCGGAGUUAAACCAGAGGAUAUCGAGGAUGUGUUCAUUGGCUGUGGAAUGCCCGAGGGAGCCACUGGUAUGAAUGUUGCCCGCAACGCCGCUCUUUGGGCUGGGUUGCCCGUAACUACCAGUGGUGCUACUAUAAAUAGAUUCUGUAGUUCCGGAUUGCAGGCCAUUGCCAUGGCUGCCCAGUCUGUGAUUGUUGAUCAAGUGCCUAUUGCUAUUGGUGGAGGUGUUGAAUCUGUCUCUCUGGUCCAGGAGUCUGUUGGGAAGGGAGUGAAGACCGAGCGCAAGCUAUUUAAGGAGUACCCAGGACUCUGGAUGCCCAUGAUUCAAACGGCUGAUAUUGUCGGUGCACGUUACGGUAUUUCGCGAGAGCGUUGUGACGAGUACAGUCUAAUGAGUCAACAACGUACUGCCAAGGCACAGAAGGAAGGAAAGUUCGAUGACGAAAUUGUUCCUAUGACAACGAUGAUGAAAGUCAAGAACAAGGAGACCGGAGAGAUUACAAAGCAGGAGGUCACGCUGGACAGAGACGACUGCAACAAGCCCAAUACAACUCUAGAAGGUCUACAAUCUCUAAAGCCCAUCCGUGGUGAAGAGGAUCCUAACGCUGUCGUCACAGCCGGUAACGCCAGUCAAUUGAGUGACGGUGCCAGUGCGUGUGUGGUCAUGGAAGCCGGUGAGGCCGAGAAGCGUGGAGUUACACCUCUUGGUAUCUUCAAGGGUUUCGCCGUUGCCGGAUGCUCGCCCGAGGAGAUGGGCAUCGGACCCGUCUUCGCCAUCCCCCGCCUACUACAGCGCCACGGUCUAACCGUUGACGAUAUCGACCUGUUCGAGCUCAACGAAGCCUUCGCUGUACAGGUACUAUACUGUGCCGAUAAGCUCAAGAUCCCCAUGGAGAAGCUCAAUGUAAACGGAGGGUCUAUCGGUAUCGGUCACCCCUUCGGCAUGUCUGGUUCACGUCUUACUGGACAUGCGCUGAUUGAGGGCAAGCGUCGCGGUGCUAAGCACGUGGUGGUGACCAUGUGUGUGGGCGGCGGUAUGGGUGCCGCUGGUCUAUUCGAGGUAGUCCACUAAAUUAUACGUUCUAUUUAAAAAGGAACGAAAAAUUGAAUGUAAAUUUGUCUAAUUUAGAAUGCUGUGGUAAAUUUAAUAAUUAAACUCGAAAAUGUAGUAGAACAUAAUCUCAUCACCGA